Gracilinanus agilis (Agile Gracile Mouse Opossum) is the source of this 2625-nucleotide messenger RNA. It is a transcript of the gene ARHGAP42, whose product is annotated as Rho GTPase activating protein 42. The record is from RefSeq and is a predicted model, not a curated record. The coding region runs from base 1 to 2625 and encodes 874 amino acids. NCBI's taxonomy places the organism in Eukaryota, Metazoa, Chordata, Mammalia, Didelphimorphia, Didelphidae. Gene Ontology annotation, molecular function: GTPase activator activity; protein binding. The transcript has 24 exons. Gene Ontology annotation, biological process: signal transduction. Gene Ontology annotation, cellular component: cytoplasm.
AUGGGGCUGCCCACUCUGGAGUUCAGUGAUUCCUACUUGGAUAGCCCAGACUUCAGGGAGCGUCUCCAGUGUCACGAGAUUGAGCUGGAACGGACCAAUAAGUUCAUUAAAGAGCUCAUUAAGGACGGAUCCCUGCUUAUUGGGGCUUUGAGGAAUCUGUCCAUGGCAGUACAGAAAUUUUCACAAUCUUUGCAAGAUUUCCAAUUUGAAUGUAUUGGAGAUGCGGAAACUGAUGAUGAAAUUAGUAUUGCUCAGUCAUUAAAAGAAUUUGCCCGAUUACUUAUUGCAGUGGAAGAGGAGAGGAGAAGACUGAUUCAAAAUGCUAAUGAUGUAUUAAUAGCCCCACUGGAGAAGUUUCGAAAAGAACAGAUUGGUGCUGCAAAAGAUGGAAAGAAGAAGUUUGACAAAGAGAGUGAGAAGUACUAUUCUAUUCUUGACAAGCACUUAAAUUUAUCAGCAAAGAAGAAGGAGUCUCAUUUGCAAGAGGCAGAUACACAAAUAGACCGAGAACAUCAAAAUUUCUAUGAGGCAUCACUUGAAUAUGUCUUUAAGAUACAAGAAGUUCAAGAAAAGAAGAAAUUUGAAUUUGUUGAACCACUUUUGUCCUUCCUUCAGGGAUUAUUCACCUUUUACCAUGAAGGAUAUGAACUGGCUCAGGAAUUUGCACCCUACAAACAGCAGCUGCAGUUCAAUUUACAGAAUACAAGGAAUAAUUUUGAAAGUACUCGUCAAGAAGUAGAGAGAUUAAUGCAGAGAAUGAAAUCUGCAAAUCAAGAUUAUCGUCCUCCAAGUCAAUGGACAAUGGAAGGGUAUCUUUAUGUACAAGAGAAACGACCUCUUGGCUUCACCUGGAUUAAACAUUAUUGCACUUAUGAUAAGGGGAGCAAAACAUUCACAAUGAGUAUUUCAGAGAUGAAAUCCAGUGGAAAAGUGAAUGGUCUUGUCACUAGCUCACCAGAGAUGUUUAAAUUAAAAUCUUGCAUCCGAAGAAAGACAGAUUCUAUUGACAAACGAUUCUGCUUUGACAUUGAAGUGGUUGAAAGGCAUGGAAUCAUCACAUUGCAAGCUUUCUCAGAAGCAAAUAGGAAACUGUGGCUUGAAGCAAUGGAUGGAAAGGAACCGAUUUAUACUCUGCCUGCCAUUAUUAGCAAAAAAGAGGAAAUGUACUUAAAUGAAGCUGGAUUUAACUUUGUGAGAAAGUGCAUCCAAGCUGUGGAGUCUAGAGGUAUCACCAUUUUAGGGCUCUACCGAAUAGGAGGUGUGAACUCCAAGGUCCAGAAGCUCAUGAACACUACAUUUUCUCCUAAGUCUCCUCCUGAUAUUGAUAUUGAUAUUGAACUGUGGGAUAAUAAAACAAUAACAAGUGGACUAAAAAACUACCUCAGGUGUCUCACUGAACCACUGAUGACUUACAAGUUGCAUAAAGAUUUCAUUGUUGCUGUUAAAUCUGAUGACCAAAACUACAGAGUGGAGGCAGUCCAUGCAUUGGUGCACAAACUUCCAGAAAAAAACAGAGAGAUGUUGGACAUCUUAAUAAAACAUUUAGUCAAAGUAUCACUGCAUAGCCAGCAGAAUCUCAUGACUAUCUCCAACCUUGGAGUCAUCUUUGGCCCCACUCUGAUGAGGGCACAGGAAGAAACUGUAGCUGCUAUGAUGAACAUCAAAUUCCAGAACAUUGUGGUUGAGAUUCUGAUUGAGCACUAUGAGAAGAUAUUCCAUACUGCACCAGACCCAAAUAUUCCUCUUCCUCAACCUCAGUCUCGGUCAGGAUCCAGAAGGACAAGAGCCAUUUGCCUCUCGACUGGCUCAAGGAAGCCCAAAGGGAGAUAUACUCCAUGCCUGGCAGAGCCAGAUAGUGAUUCAUACAGUAGCAGCCCAGAUAGUACCCCUAUGGGCAGCAUAGAAUCACUCUCCUCUCACUCAUCGGAACAAAAUAGCACUACUAAAUCAGCUUCCUCCCAGCCACGGGAAAAAUCUGGAGGCAUCCCCUGGAUUGCAUCUCCACCACCUUCCAAUGGACAGAAAAGCUCAGGUCUCUGGACAACAAGUCCAGAAUCAAGUUCUAAAGAAGAUGCAUCCAAAACAGACGUGGAGUCUGACUGUCAGAGUAUUGCAUCGGUCACUAGCCCAGGGAAUAUUUCCCCACCAAUAGACUUGGUCCAAAAGGGGCCAUAUGGGCUGUCAGGAUUGAAGAGAUCUGCAGCUUCCUCUCUCAGAUCAAUCCCUGCAGGUGAAGGAAACAAAAGCUAUAGUGGAUCCAUUCAAAGCCUAACUUCCAUAGAUUCCAAAGAGACACCCCGAGCACCACCAAAUCCUGACCUUCCUCCAAAAAUGUGCAGGAGAUUGAGGUUAGACACUUCAUCAAGCAAUGGAUAUCAGCGACCUGGUUCUGUAGUGGCAGCUAAAGCCCAGCUGUUUGAAAGUGCUGGUUCACUUAAGCAGAUUUCUGCUGGACGCCAAGCUAAAGCCAUGUAUUCAUGUAAAGCUGAGCAUAGUCACGAACUCUCCUUCCCACAAGGGGCAAUCUUUUCCAAUGUUUAUCCAUCAGUGGAACCUGGAUGGUUAAAAGCAACUUAUGAAGGCAAAACAGGACUAGUUCCAGAAAAUUAUGUUGUCUUCCUCUAA